CAUCCAUCUAUAUAUACACACACAAUCGGUAAACGCUGGACCUCCUUCUCUCUCUAACCCCAAACUCCCAAAAGGCACAGAGAUCUAUCAAACCCUCGCUGACCAUUUUGUAUCUCGAUCAGGGAUGCUUUUUACCCAAAUCAGGCUUCACUUGUAAUACAUCUGUUCUUUCGAUUUCUGGGUUUUCAAGUUUCAAGGGUUAUUCAAGUUAUCAUAUCUUGAAGAAAUCAUGGGUAUCGAUGGUGAGUCUGAUUUGGUCCAUGUGUCUGUUGAGAAUGGGAAGAAAGAGAGCAGUAUCAAUGGAAAUGUUGCUGAAAAUGAAUCUGAUUCUGUUCGAGUAGAAAAAACACCCGAAAUCAGCUUUCCAAACAAUGCAGUUGAUGAAUGGCCUGAAGCAAAAAAGUUUCAUUCAGUUUAUUUUGUUAAAUUCCGAACAGUUGAAGACCAAAACCUGAAAGCAAAACUCGAUCAGGCUGAUAAGGAGCUUAGAAAGCUUAAUCAGGCCCGUGAUCCCAUCACUGAAAAGCUAAGGGCAAAAAGGACUGAAAGAGCACAAGUGAUAGGCCAAUUGAAGGCAUUAGUUGAAGAGAAAAACCAAUUUAGGUCAAUCAUGGAUGAGAAAAGGAAAGAAAUUGAACCUCUACAACAAGCAUUGGGUAAGUUAAGGGGUCCAAGAGAUGCCAAUAGAGACAAUAGAAGUUUCAUUUGCUCAUCUGAAGCCGAGCUUAAUGAAGUUAUUAAGAGUAUGCAAUAUCGCAUUCAACAUGAAAGUAUUACUCUAACUGAAGAAAAACAAAUCAUUAGAGAAAUCAAACAACUUGAAGGGACAAGAGAUAAAGUUAUUGCCAAUGCUGCUAUGAGGGCUGAAGUUCAGAAAUCUGUUGGUGAAAAAGAUGCCAUUCAAGACCAGGUCAAACUUAUUGGUGUUGAUCUUGAUGGGGUCCGCAAAGAUCAACAAGCUAUAAAGGCAAAAGUGAAGACACUUGAGGCUGAAAAAGAAGCCAUAAAUGGUGUGAUUGCAUCUCUAGAGGAGGAGUUGCAUGCGGUUGUUGAGAAAAGGGACAAAGUCUAUGACAAGAUUCGUGAGUUGAGGAAUAAACGUGAAGAAGGGAAUACUUGUUUUUACCAGAACCGAACUCUCUUGAAUGAUGCGAGAAGGCUGGCGGCGGAAAAAGACGUCAACGCCCUUAAAGAGCUUUCCACCUCGGAGGUGGACAAGUUUAUGUUACAAUGGAAUGGGAGUAAAGCGUUUAGAGAAGAUUAUGAGAAAAGAAUAUUACAAUCGCUUGAUAUUCGACAACUAAGCAAAGAUGGGCGUAUGAGGAAUCCCGGAGAGAAGCCGUUGAUUGCACCGGAAUCACCGAUUCCGGUUCCGGAGGCGGAGAUUGUAGCAAAGCCGAAGGCGAAGCAACCGAAGGAAGAUCCUGUUCCUCUGCCAACUCCGACGCCAGUUGAGAAAGAAAAAGAUGAUAAAGCCCAGAAAGAGGGGAAUGCGAAUGGUGUUGUGAAGGGUAAAAAGGGAAAAGUGGAAGAAAAAGAAGAGGAGGAGGAGGAGGAAGUUUUUAGGGUGGAGAAGAAACCGGAAGUGAAAGAAGUUGAUGAGUCGAAAUUGAAGGAAUUGAAGAGAGAGGAGGAGAUUGCAAAAGCAAAACAAGCUUUGGAAAGAAAGAAGAAGCUUGCGGAAAAAGCGGCGUUCAAAGCCAAAAAGAAAGCUGAGAAGGAAGCCGAGAAGAAGCUCAAGGAUAAGGAGAAGAAGGAGAAGAAGAAGAUGCAGGCGUCUACACCAGCUGCAGAGGCGGAGGAAGCGGUGGCGGAAGAGGCGGCAGAGGCACCAGAGGAAGAAAAGGCGACUGAAACGGUCAAGAUUCCAGUGAAGUCCAAAGAGCGGAAAGAGAAUAAUACAAAAAUAAGAAGCAGAAGCAUGAGGGGAAAAGGGCCGGAAUCGAUCUCAAAAGUGAUACUUAAACCAGUUGGGUAUAAGUUUUAUGCGUAG
Messenger RNA from Lactuca virosa, 1993 nucleotides. Lineage: Eukaryota; Viridiplantae; Streptophyta; Magnoliopsida; Asterales; Asteraceae. The record is from the annotation of a GenBank genome assembly.